GCGUUCCGUUUCGCACCACAGAGGUUCGAGUAUAAAAACGGUCCGUACCGAAAUGAGAGCAAUCAGUAGCCUUCGAGCAGUCUAACUGAAGUGCACGAUGAGAGUUCUGAUCUUCGCCGCCGUCCUCGCCUACGCGUCAGCAGUGCCCUCGGGCCUGCUCGGCCACGGCCUCCUCGGGCACGGGUACGCCGCCCCUCUGGCGGUUGCCCACGCACCUGUAGCCGUCGCCCCCGCCCUCCCCACCAUCUCCCCCGGUGACCUGCAAGGAGCCGCUAUCGACGCCCACGUCGAGGCUUCCGACCACGCCCGCGCCGCCGUCGACGCCGCCCGUGAAUACCACGACCAGGCUUCAGAGCUCCAAGGCAGGGCCAUCAAUGCCGCCGAAGACCACUCCUGGCAAGCGGUCGAUGCUGUCAAAACCGCUGAGGCCCAGCUCGAUGGACAAGCCGCUGGUGUGGCUCCAGUCUUGGCUAAACAGCUCGCUGGCCAAGCUGCCUACGCUGCCCCGCUCGUCCACGCUGCCCCAGUCUUAGCCCAUGCCGCCCCUGUAGUGGCCGCUGCGCCAGCCCUGUCCUACGGAUACGCUCAUGGUUACGCUGCCCCAGCGCUCGCUGCCAGCAAGACUGUGGUCACCCAAUCUCUGUCCCAGUCCCACCCAGCUCCCCUAGUCCACUCCGUCGUCGCCCCGGUCGCGUACGGAAACGCCCUGGGUUACGGUCAUGGGCUCGCCCAUGGAUGGUAAAUUGUGAUAUUAUAUAUUUAGAUACCAAAAAUACUCACUUUGGAAUGUACAUAAAUUAAAAAAAAAAACAGAGGCGAGGAUGAGUGAAUAAAUGAAAUAGUAAUUUUAUACAUA
Messenger RNA from Plodia interpunctella (Indianmeal moth), 856 nucleotides. Its product is annotated as cuticle protein 16.5-like. The transcript is spliced from 2 exons. The record is from RefSeq and is a predicted model, not a curated record. Bases 98 to 742 code for a protein of 214 amino acids. Lineage: Eukaryota; Metazoa; Arthropoda; Insecta; Lepidoptera; Pyralidae.